Molecule: messenger RNA, 789 nt
Organism: Rhizopus microsporus ATCC 52813
Lineage: Eukaryota; Fungi; Mucoromycota; Mucoromycetes; Mucorales; Rhizopodaceae
Product: galactose-binding like protein
Exons: 4
Coding region: 1-789 (262 amino acids)
Biological process (GO): anaphase-promoting complex-dependent catabolic process; protein K11-linked ubiquitination
Cellular component (GO): anaphase-promoting complex
Source: RefSeq, a predicted model, not a curated record
AUGGAUUCCCCUCUUUCUUCUUCACCUCCUUCUUCUUACUUUUUAAACGCACAAUCACCCACGUUGUCAGCAGAGUUUUCACAUUCUCAGCGUGCUCAUUUAUUUUCUUAUGAUGAAGAACGUUAUGUUGACAGUAAUGAUAAUCAAGACGACAAUGAAGAGGACGAUGACAACCCUAAUCAAGAGAGUGAUUUAAACGUGGAAGAUGCUGCAAGAGAGCAAGCAGCUCUUACAGCUUAUAGAACAAUGCACCCUGAAAAGGAACAACGAGAGAUUGGAGGAAGAGAGAUUGACAAUCAUGAAGCGAUUUGGAGCGUUUCUUCGUUUCGACCUCAUUGGGGAGCAGAUAAAUUGAGAGAUAAUAAUCCAUUUAGUUAUUGGCAAUCGGAUUCAUCCGAUGCUAAAAAGCAUCAUACGAUCGAUAUCGCAUUUCAUCAGGCAACACUUGUCAGUCAAGUAUCUUUAUUUAUUGACUUCUUUCAAGAUGAAACCUAUACACCCAAGACAGUGAUGGUGCGUGGAGGUAAUACAUAUAGAGACUUGCAGGAGAUAACGACAGUGGAGUGUCCGGAAUUCGUUGGUUGGGUCAAUAUAGAUUUACUAUCUGCUACAGAUGGAAUACCAUUCCGUGUAUUUAAACUACAGAUUGCUAUUCUGAAUACACACUUGAAUGGAAAGGAUACUCAUGUACGUCAAGUAAAAGUAUAUUCACUGAUACCAUCCUACCUUCAAGAUACCAGUAAUCCAAGCAGGAAAAGAAAGCCUAAUUUAGGAAUUGGCCUUCGAUAA